Mya arenaria is the source of this 1733-nucleotide messenger RNA. RefSeq lists its product as uncharacterized. Gene Ontology annotation, molecular function: protein folding chaperone. The record is from RefSeq and is a predicted model, not a curated record. The transcript is spliced from 2 exons. Lineage: Eukaryota; Metazoa; Mollusca; Bivalvia; Myida; Myidae. Gene Ontology annotation, biological process: protein refolding; response to heat. The coding region runs from base 255 to 1364 and encodes 369 amino acids.
UUUCAUAUGCGUGCAAUUUUCUUUUCAUUAAUCAAAUUUUAAUUUAUGUAGUCAGUGGUAGCGUUCAUUUAAACAGAGUUUCAAGAAAUUAAAAACAAGUUAAAUUGCUAUAUACUCACAUACAAAUACUUGAUGAUAUAUGCUGUAUUUGGAUAUAUUUUGUGACUCAUCUGUUUACAAUCAGUGUUCAUUUAUCAACGUCGCUCUGUUCAAAAUGGCAAUGAAACGGUGUCAACAAAAAGGUUUAAACUGGCAUGGCGCAGCGGAUUCCUAUCUUUAAGGACGACUUAAGUUUUGCUGAACGACAGGGGCGUGUCUGGGGAGACAUGGAACGCGAUUUGGAGCGACGAAGGCGCGAGUGGGAGGGUGAAAUUGAGCGCAUGCGCAAAGACUUCUUUACUCUAAAGCCCGAUGAUAAUGGACGUUUAGAGUCCAUAAGUGACAAGUUCAAAAUGGGUGAGGGGUUGAAAGAUGAGGCCCGGGGAGUUGUGGAAAGGGACGAGACCGGACAACCGGUGUUUCGUGUUCGUUUCAAUGUAGAUUCUUACAAACCUGAGGAGGUGAGUGUGAAAAUCGACGCUAAUAAGCUCAUAGUACACGCUAAACAUGAGGAGAAAACCGAAGGCAAAAGCAUGAGCCGCGAGUAUAGCAGAGAGGUUGACAUACCUCGAGAAAUUGAUCCCAUGGCCCUCCAGUGUUCCAUCUCAACCGACGGUGUUCUUACUGUCGAGGCGCCAAUGCCGUCAGGUCAGUUUGUUGCAAAGGAUGCCACCGGGCCAAGGCCACCGCCCAUUGAGCAGAUUAUCCAGACAAGCAAUGCGUCACCUGUGUCGAGUGGUGCUCGGAACACUCCGCCACCACCACAGCAGGCACCGCCAUCACAGCAACAAAAGCAUUCGUCAACGUUCACUACUUUCCUUUCCGGUUCUCCUGCAAAGCCGCAGCAGCAAAGCACUCCACCGCCGCCGCCACCGAGCGCGGCCUACGGAGCCUCACAGCCAAUACAACACUCCGUUCCGCAACCUCCUCAGGCGCCCUCCGGAAGCUCUUUCAGCACCGUACACGAGUCAGAUCGGAAGUUCAAAGUGGAUGUCGAUAUCGAAGAUUUCGCACCGGAGGAGUUGUCGGUGAAGACCGUCGACAAACGCCUCGUGAUCAGCGCGCGACGCGAGGAGAAGAUUGGAAACAGGACGUCUACCAAAGAACUAAACAGAGAGAUACAUCUACCCGAUACUGUCGACCCAUAUGCUGUCAAAGCAUUCUUUUCCGACACCGGAAAGCUAGUAGUUGAAGCUCCUUACACUCGAGCAGUUCCAAUCUCACAUUACGGCGAUGGGUUCCAUAACGCCGCGGCUGGGCGAUAGACCAAAACAGCAAUGAUCCAGAUAUGAAGUUCAUUCAAAGCUGUAGUCCAAACUCUAGUAUUCUACUUAUAUGUAAAAUAUAAUUUAAUUAUUUAAUUAUUGUAAUUGCUGGUGUACUUUCUAAGUGUAAAUAAGGCAAAUAACUGCAGGAAACACUCAACUCUUCUUGUAAAACAACAGCAGGGUGCAAGAUGUACAACUUAGUAAUUCUACAAAUAAUGUGUUCUGUGUUUAUGUCGAAUAACACUUGAUCAUAACUCCAAGUUAUGCUGAAGAGCAAUAUAAUAUUUGUAGUAGUCAACGUUUUUGUUGGAUAUUUUCUUGCCAUGAAAUACUUUUACAUAAUGUCAAUAAAAUAGCUUAAAACCA